Molecule: messenger RNA, 7384 nt
Organism: Bursaphelenchus xylophilus (pine wood nematode)
Lineage: Eukaryota; Metazoa; Nematoda; Chromadorea; Rhabditida; Aphelenchoididae
Source: the annotation of a GenBank genome assembly
AUGGAGGAGGCAGCGAUUCGAGCGCUUUUGAAUUCGCUGUUGAUGUGCAGCGCGGCAUUCGAGGGUUUGCAGCCUAACGCAGCCGAACUCGAGGUGUUCGAGUUCAAGGAUGGCGGGAUUCAGAUGCAAACGUUCACUUGGAACGAAUCAUUUGUGUCGUAAGUUGGGGUCUGUGUCAGUUUUGCAAUGAAGAUUUACAGCGUUUUUUGGUCCAUUUUGUACUGAACCCGCUAACAAGGGAAGUACCCAAGCGCGAAGCUCAGAUUUUCUUUAAAUUUUGCACACACGUCGGGUAUGGACUUAAUAUCAAUUCCUGAAAGUUUUAGCUCACGCUUUACAGGCUCCGCCGCGAUAUUGAAUGGUCUUUUCCGUCGAGAGAGUACGCUAAACGCGGAGAGCGGUCAAAGAGAAAAUCACUUUUUGGCCAUAACUUUGCUAGUUUCGCGCGGAGAGAAUUGAUUUUUUGUGGAAACAUUACCCGUUACGGUAGAAAUAGGUAUGAAACUUUUCGUGCCGAAGUUCGGCAGAAAGCUUCUAAGUAUGUGCCGAGUUGCAUAAAAAUCUGAGCGUCCCAGAUGGGUACUAGUCCAUUCGUAAAGUCGCUGGAAUGUUUUCGGCGACAUGCACUCCGCGAAAACGAAAGUUCACUUUGCACUGUGCAAUUUUUGGCUUUUUGCACAGUGCAAUAGGCUUUUUCGGGCUGUCGCCCGCACCCUGAGUUUUCUUGCACAGUGCAUGUCGCCGCUGAACUCUGGAAUGGACGUCGCAACUACGCUCGACCCUUGGAAAAAACGUGUUUUAAUUAACGCCUUUUCUGUUUCAGAACGCCAAUUAACAUUGAGUUCGACGGCACAAUUGAGGGCGCCAACGUGCAGAUGGUGGUGAAUGGGGAGAAGAUUGAACUCGGUGGUCAAGUCAGCAUUAAAAAUUCCCUCGGAAUUCCGGUGCAAGUUGCAUCUUCAAUUGAUAUGGGACGUAUUUUAGCAAUUGCCCCGUUGCCGGCGACACAAACGAAAUCCGCCUUGUAACUCGAUCAACUUUGUGCAAUUCCGGCUACUACGUAUACCGAGUCCAGGACAAGCUCUAUGGGCUUGCAAAUCAGGCUGAUAGGUACUCCUUCAUUUUCGGUGUUGAUGGAUCCGUGAUCGAAGAGAAAAAAAUACCCCUAGUGGUGAACGAUAAAUUGGGUGUGAAUCAAACCAAAGGCACCCUUGUGUACAAAGACGGCUAUGGGAUGUGUCAGGAACUCACUGCCGGUUCUCUGUCUUCAUCCUGGGAAUCCCGUUUUUGCGACGACGAGAAGAUUACUCUGGUUCCCAAUGAAACAUCCGGAUGGCAUCAUGUCGUAGGCUUUGACAAAACAGUCAGUUUUCUCAUGUUCGAAUUUCAGCAAUACCUCCAAAUCGUCCACUACUGCAAAUUGAACUGGACCAUUCCCCGAGACGAGCUCAAAAACGUCUACGUCCGGUUCCUGUAUAGGUAAGUGGAAGAAUAACAUUGUUUUGAUUGGUCUUUAGACCCCCACCACCAAAGGCCCGCAGAAGAGGUCUGCUGACGGAGAGGGGAAAGGUGCUCGUCGGCCUCUCCGCCGGGUUCCUUGGAGUUGUUCUCAUCGCGUUUGUUGGUUCCGCUCCGUUCUGGGUAAGUUGCGGCUGAUGGGAUGUUUUUCCGGCCUUGUUUCAGUGGGGGACCUGAUCCAGUGGCAAAAAAUGUACCAUUUUGUAUCCGGGAAGUCUAAAAAAUGUGGUAGAAUGCUGCCCUCUGCAAGUGAAAAAACUCCAUUUUCAAAAGCGCGCCCUCUCUUUUUGAGAGGGAAAGGGCGCCCUUCAAAACGGAGUUUUUUCACUUGAGGAGGGAGAUUUUCUUUCGCCACAUUUUUGAGACUUUCCGGAUGCAAAAUGGUACGUUUUUUGCCACUGGAUCAGGUCCCCCACUGUAUUCACCGUUUUCGCAGCCUGUUCGAAAUAAGCUUGUAUUUUUUCAGUACAAGUGGUCGCCAUGGGGAGGCGCUUGGAGAAGAGAAAAGAAGCCCGUGCCAAAUACCAACCUCCAAGUAAGUUGUUUGCUUUUGUGGAGUUUUGCGACUUUGUUUUAAAAGUCUAUGCUGUCUACUUUCAGUCGCCGUCUGAGGACUUACCGCGCGACUCGUACGGGUAAGAUUUGCUUCUUUUUUUUUGAUUUUACAAAGCUCAAAUGGAAGGCCAACGAAAUGAGGCCCCCAGAAAAAGAACGAAGAGGGGAAAAGUUCCUUAUUUUGGCCACAACAAAGGUACUCCGCGAACUGCGCCCAAGCUUGGGCACUAAAGUUAGGAAAAAACGCUUUGAAUUAGCUGGCACUGGAUAACUAUAAUAGCUCUAUAGUUUUAAGGGUACCUACGAAGGCUACGACGACUCGUUUAGUUCCAUACGGUUUAGUUCCGGACAUGUUUUAUCGUAUAAAGUGUAAAAUCACAGGCUGCAGCCGUUUUUGAAGGGUAAGGUGGUACGUAAAAAAGAAGGUACCUCGCUAACUAAAUCCACUGUUCGGGCAUUGACAACGAUGAAUUGAGCGUGCACGCUAAAUUUGGGCUAAUUCCGACCAGUUUCCGCAGAGUUAUAAGUUGUGGCCAAAAUAAGGAACUUUUACGCGGUUUUGUGCGGGUGACGUGAGCAUGUCGCGCUGUUUUUUUCGAUUUUUGCAAAUUUUUUUCAUUGUAUAAAAUAUCAUUUGGAAUAUUUUUUGAUACUUUUAAAACACGAUUUCUGACUCACUGAAUCAGCCGUGUGCAAGGCCGGGACAUAGGAAAUUUUCGAUUUUGAGAUUUACAGCUGGAUAUGUCCGCACCCAUCAUAUAAGUGUGUUCCUGAAGCCUUUUGCCCUAAUUCUCCCGUUAACCUUGUUUUAUUUACAAUUUAAGAAAUUUACAGUAACGUAAAAUAGCUCAAAAUUGAGAAGAUACUGAGCCGUAAAAUUGUCACCGUAUAUGUUUUUGGGCACUGGGAAUCCAAUGGAGGUGAUUUCGGAUCGAAAGGAUUACUGUAACAUAGCAAACUUACGCUUCGGCCGCACAAAAUCGGCCGUAAAAAAGUUGUUUCUAAAAACCCACAGCUGAAUUUUUGAUAUGUUAAUCAGCAUAAAAUUCUGCCCUAGAAACAUUCAAAAAAAGUCCAAAAAUCCGUGUUGCUAUUUUCGUGGUGUAGUGGAUUUUGACAAAAUCUACCAAUCUGACGUCCCGGGUUCGAGUCCGGGUGGGCGCAAAUCACUGAGAAUUGGUCGGGAAUGACUCCAAUGGAGAGAAUAUAUAAGCUUGAGUUUAUUUUAGGUGAUUUUUAUAAGAUUCUGAAGAGUUUUCAAAUUUUUUGGUAGAAAAAAGCCGAAAAUACAACUUUUUGACAAAUCAUAUUUUACACUGUUUUUUUGUGUUCAUGACACAAUAAAAACUUAUAUGUAACAAUUUUAAGGGGUUCUUCGACAAUCCCACCCGUUAAAAAAUUUGUUUAAUGUUGCACUUGACACCUGAUAAGCAGGAAGUGGAUAGAUCUUCCAGAUUGCACUUUCUUUUGCUCUGACUUGCCAAAUUGUCCGUAAAUGGUAUAACUAGCAUAAAAUUUCAAUUAUUUGGCGGGUAACCACAAGAAAUCUAGUUUGAAAAUGAAAUUUUCUCCGCGUUUCAUCAAUUGUUCUAUAGAAGAAAAUCACUUCAAUAAUGAACCGUUUUCUGAAAAAAAUGUGAAGUAUGGUCACAAAGCAGUGAAUUACGUUGUCACUAGCCACGAUUAUAGUUCCCACAGAUGUCUGUAUGAGGCAAGAUUAACAGAUACCAAGUAUAAUGUCCAAAUACUCAGGAAAUGGUUUCUACUUGUUGGAGACUCCUUACAAACACUACAUAUACAUUCUUAUUGUGUCAUGAACACAAAAAAGCAGUGUAAAAUACGAUUUGUCAAAAAGUUGUAUUUUCGGCUUUUUUAGGCAAAAAAAUCUGAAAACUGUCAGAAUCUUAUCAAAAUCACCUAAAAUAAACUCAAGCUUAUAUAUUCCCUUCAUUGAAGUCAUUCCCGACCAAUUCUCAGUGAUUUGCGCCCACUCGGACUCGAACCCGGGACGUCAGAUUGGUAGAUUUUGUCAAAAUCCACUAUACCACGAAAAUAGCAACACGGAUUUUUGGACUUUUUUGAAUGUUUCUAGGGCAGAAUUUUAUGCUGAUUAACAUAUCAAAAAUUCAGCUGUGGGUUUUUAGAAACAACUUUUUUACGGCCGAUUUUGUGCGGACGAAGCGUAAGUUUGCUAUGUUACAGUAAUCCUUUCGAUCCGAAAUCACCUCCAUUGGAUUCCCAGUGCCCAAAAACAUACAUGGCCACAGUUUUUCGGCUCUACGUCUUCUCAAUUUUGAGCUAUUUUACGUUACUGUAAAUUUCUUAAAUUGUAAAUAAAACUAGGUUAACGGGAGAAUUAGGGCAAAAGGCUUCAGGAACACACUUAUAUGAUGGGUGCGGACAUAUUCAGCUGUAAAUCUCAAAAUCGAAAAAUUCCUAUGUCCACGGCUAAUUCACCGAGUCAGAAAUCGUGUUUUAAUGGGGGUCUCUUCGUUCUCUUCUGAGGGCCUCUGCUGUUUGGAGCCUUUUCGGUCUCAAUCGCGCAGUGCGAAUCGUUUUUUUUGCAUUUUCGCAUCGUAUUAUAUUUUCAGCAACGUUGACUGCAACUUGAGGAUGGAGAAGUCAGCAUACGACAUGCAGAGGGUCCUGGACUUGAAAGACAGCUUUAAAGACGAAGAUUUGGGGUUGCAUCUUCCGCAAACCAUCUUCGACGCGUCUACCUAUCACCAUGUUGCGAAGCUGAGUCACGGCAGAAUGAGCGUCGUCCACAAAUACAGCGUGCAUGCAAAACCGUGUGAACUGUUUGCCGCCGUCAAAUUCACGGUCGUCAGGGACGAGAUGGAGAUGCAGCGGGCCAAACAGGAGGUAGCACUGCUCCGAUUCUUUUCGGAGUGUAAAUCCCACCCGAAGUGAGUUUAUUCAGUUUUUUUUUGACUCUCGAUACAUCGUUAUAUGAUUUGAGGGAGGGAAAAUGUUUUUUCGCAUAGAAAUAAAAACGCCUUUUCCUAGAAAACUUAUGCUUAGAAAAAAUGAUAUUUUUCGCGUCCCGACAUUUCGGGUCAGGGACAACUCGGGUCAACGUCACCUCGGGCAACGAUACCGUUUAAUAUUUUCGCUUCGGGACUGGGAAAAAAGAAUUUUUUGGUGAAUUUGAACAAAUUUUUGAAAUGUUUCCGCUUCGGGACUCGGAAAAGAGAAUUUUUUGGAGAGUCGUUCCGAAUGUUGCAAUUUUAUUUUACAACUUCUAUGGGGUGUGGAGUUACAGGUCGAGAUAUAUAUCAAAAAAUUCGCAAAAAUUUUCUGAUUCAGAAUAUAUAAAAAUUAGCUGCCUAUUUUGGUCUAUUAACGAGUUUUAUCAAUAAAUGUAUUUCUCGAGGAAAAAAAUCUGCGGCAACAAAAGCGCGCUCGGUCUCUUCCUUCGUAAGAGAGCGGUGUGGCCGAGUGGUUAGAGCGCUAGAUUGGGAAUCCGAAGGGGACGGGUUCGAUUCCUUUUGCCACACUAGAACCCAUUUUUUACAUUGGAACUACUUUUAAGGUGUAGUUGUAAUCCAAUUUGAUGUUUUAAGGCUUGUCAAGGCCUGAAAAUUUAUUUUAGCACAAAACAAAAUUUUUUUAUUGGUAAAAACACGGUCAAAAAGACACUUGCAUUGUGUCGCGAGAAAACUUCUGAGGACAAAAACAUGUCAUCAGACUUCUGAAUCAGAAAAUUUUUGCGAAUUUUUUGAUAUAUAUCUCGACCUGUAACUCCACACCCCAUAGAAGUACUUUCCUUGUUAAAAAUUUUUUUAUGGAUACGAUUUUCUUGUUUGAUCUUCGCUUAUGCACUAUUUUCAUAAAAAAAUAAAAAAAAAUAAACCUCAAUUCUCAAAAAAUUCUUUUUCCCAAGUCCCAAAGCGAAAACAAUUCAAAAAUUUGUUCAAAUUCUCCAAAAAACUCUUUUUUCCGAGUCCCGAAGCGAAAAUAUUAAACGGUAUCGUUGACCCGAAAUGUCGUUGACCCGAAGUGUCGUUGACCCGAGUUGUCGCGACUCGAGUUGUCCCUGACCCGAAAUGUCGUAGCGCCAUAUUUUUCAUAGAAAAAAUCAUCUUUAUUUUAGAAAAGAAUGGGGUUUUUUUCCAAGAAAUUGUAAUUCUUAGCACAUUUUUGUAUAAAGUUACUGCAAAAAAUGCGACCAACGCGUUUUUUAAAUUCCUCUUUUUUUCAGGGAUUACGGAAAUCUUCACCUUGCAGAUGUGUGCGGUUAUGGCCACUAUCCGAACCUUUUCUUCUACAUCAUGCUUUGCUACAAACGCAGUAUUCAGGACGUGUUGGAAGAUCUUCCGUGUUCAAACUACGGUCAGAAGCUGAACGUGUGUUAUCAAAUGCUGCAGGGGAUCCUGGAAUUGCAGCGCUUGGGAUACGCGCAUGGCGACAUCAAGCCCGCGAAUUAUAUGCAGUGGAAGUUGGAUGAAAACAAGGUGGGUUUGGUGGGGGAAUUGAAGCAAUGCUAGAAAAUGACAAUCAUUUACUAUUCUUUUUUGAACCGUUGCAGAAGAAAUAACCAGCGAAAUGUGUUUUAUCGAUCUGAUAUUUUUCCGCGCUUUAUUACGCCAUGUCUGAGGCGCCUCUAGCUGUUAAAAAAAUCAUUACAAAAAAAUUUGCUUUUUUGACACCGGGUUUUGCUCACAAAAAAAGUUUGGAAUGAUGUGCACUGUGGAAUUCCAAUUUUUCUGUUUUUUUUCCUUGUUACCAGAAAUUGCUUCGUUUCGUCCCGAAAACAAGAGAAUGGCCAAUUUUUUCAGCUUAGCAUCGUCGGCUUUGGGUUUGUGAAGAAAUUUGGAGCGAAGCGUCCCGCCGGCUGCGGCACCCUCGAGUACAUGUCGCUGCCCGCCUUGCGUGGCCAGGAGGUCAGCAUGGUGGACGACAUGCAGUCCUGGUUCCACUGCUGUGUGGUGGUCCUGACGGGCGAGUUCGCCUAUUCUCGGCCAACCCCUGACGAAACCGAAGGCCUGGUCGAGUUGUAUUUGAAGGCGCAGACCGAGGACGUUCCGCAGUACCCUUCAAAGGAUGACGAAAUCAUCGCAAUGCUCAGGAACUUGAUCUGGGACAAGCCCCCGGGCAAUACGAUCGAUAUGGCCGCGGUUUUGAAGACUCUGGAUGAGGUGAGGCUUUAUUUUUGUUUUUUUAUUAUUUAAAAAAAUUUUACUUGUUUUAUUUUCAGUUCCGAGUCAAGUUCGAGUUCAACUACACGGACCCCUGGUGGGAUUCUCUCCCCACGGAGAAACCAUCCAGCGCCAAAUCUGAAACCACCAAGAAGUCGAAGAAAUCGUAG